CGAGACCGUCUGAUUGCACCCGCGAGCACCUGUCAACUUUCUGUCCACAACGCUGCUUGUGAGAUAUACCCUGCGCAAGCCAUGUCUUCGGACACGAGAAUAUUAUACCUAGUUUACUGCGGUGUUGCAGUGGCAGUUUUGAAGGAGUUCAAUGCCGUGGUUACUGAGCCAUACAUGGAUGAGCCUUUCCAUGUACCGCAGGCAUUGGCUUACUGCAGGGGUGAAUGGUCAACUUGGGAUCCAAAAAUUACCACACCGCCCGGACUAUACCUGCUCAGCGUAUUUCUUCACCGGGUUUUUAUGUUCAAAUGCAACCUUGCUUUGCUACGUCUCACUACUACCCUUACCCUCUUCGCGCUACCGCUUGUCCUCGCGCGAUUGCUGAGGUUUCAUCAACGACGCCGUCCUCCACCAACAUUGGCACCCUCGAUCGAGGCCCUUGUUCUGUCUACCUUUCCAAUAGCGUGGUUUUUCGGUUUCCUAUAUUACACAGAGGUUCCAAGCCUUGUUUCUGUUUUGUGUACCGUAGUUGCUGCGGCGCAGAACAAACACUGGCUUGCUGGUUUGCUAGGAAUUGUGAGCUGCCUCUUCCGCCAAAACAAUGUUAUUUGGGUACUGUACGCGUAUGCAGCGAGCCAGCUCAUGCGUUUGCGAUUCAAACGCGGACACGCACUACAUGAUCCCCCCGCCAUGGGCGCUGGGCCAAGUGACUUUCUUCGAUCGAUCAUGAGUGCCCCAAAAGUACUGCUAGAGUUGCUCCCCCCGUUUGCUCCUUAUGCGGUGGUUCUCGCACUUUUUGCUGGAUUUGUGAUUUGGAAUGGUGGCAUCGUGCUCGGCGACAAAUCCAAUCACGUUCCUUCAUUUCACGUACCGCAACUGUACUACUUCAUUGCGUUUGCAACAAUGAUUGGGUGGCCUGCCGUGCUUUGUGGUGAAGGCGGCCCAGUGAAAGUUGCCGCCGAGGUCAUUUCGCGCAUGUUUGGGAGUAAAAGGAGAACGCUUCUGACGGUCAUCACAUCGAUCUUCAUGGGGAUUACUAUCCAGCGUUUCACUAUUCAUCACCCGUUCCUCCUGUCUGAUAACCGUCAUUAUACCUUCUAUAUAUGGCGUCGAGUAUUCAUGCUGCAUGCGGCAGUACCUUACCUAUUUAUCCCGGGGUACCAAGCGUGCGCCUGGGCGUGGUGGAUUCGUGUUGCCCGUGAUCAAUCUCUGUUGCAGACGUUAGUCCUGCCCGUUUUAAUUUUGCCCACAUUGCUGCCUACACCACUCCUGGAACCGCGGUACUUCCUGGUGCCAUAUAUCCUGCUCAGGACUCAGGUUGUGGAUGUGCAACCGUACGGCGUUUUUGUUGAGGGCCUUUGGUACGCGACAAUAAAUAUUGCGACGACGUAUGUGUUUUUGUACAAAGAACGAGGAGGAGUUGGGAGAUUUAUGUGGUAAUAUAGAUUAAUACAUUUGAGUGGACAGGGGGUAAUAAAUUUGGACCCACUGGUGCAAACAAAGCC
Molecule: messenger RNA, 1505 nt
Organism: Suillus clintonianus
Lineage: Eukaryota; Fungi; Basidiomycota; Agaricomycetes; Boletales; Suillaceae
Product: glycosyltransferase family 59 protein
Exons: 9
Coding region: 82-1440 (452 amino acids)
Biological process (GO): protein N-linked glycosylation; dolichol-linked oligosaccharide biosynthetic process
Cellular component (GO): endoplasmic reticulum
Molecular function (GO): dolichyl pyrophosphate Glc2Man9GlcNAc2 alpha-1,2-glucosyltransferase activity
Source: RefSeq, a predicted model, not a curated record